AUGGAAUUUUUUUAAAAACUUAUAGCAAUACCCAAAAAUGUGUUCUUGUCCCUUAAAUUAUUAAAAUAAAAGAAAAAACAGAUUUAAGUUACAGAACCUAUUAAAUUAAGUGAAGAUUGCAAAAUUGAAACAUUUGAGAUAAUAGAUUAAUAAAUAAUAAUCAAGAAAAAUUAAAUAGCUUAUAAAUAGAUUUAAACAGAUCUUAUAAAAUCAAAAACUAAACAAAAUUAUAAUAAUAAAUAGAAAAAUAAGAAAAAGAAUAAAAAAUCAUCAAAAAAAUUAAAAAAACAGGAAAAGUAUGGUGGAAAAUAAGACUACAUACUAAGUGAAACAUCAGAAAAAACUAAGCCAUCUUAAUAUUCUUAUUGUUAAAAUAACUUUUUGGAUUCAUUUGAAUUUAAUGCAAAAUAAAUUAACCUUCAAAAUGUGGGUUCUUUUUAUACCUCGAAAAGGAAAUCAUAAAAAUCAACUAAUCAACAUUUACUUAAUGAUUAUUUUAAUAAGAUAAAACUCCAAUUAGAUGAAAAAGAAAUUCUAAUCAUGAAGUAAUAGAAGUGA
Messenger RNA from Paramecium sonneborni, 558 nucleotides. NCBI's taxonomy places the organism in Eukaryota, Ciliophora, Oligohymenophorea, Peniculida, Parameciidae. The record is from the annotation of a GenBank genome assembly.